Molecule: messenger RNA, 1004 nt
Organism: Neltuma alba
Lineage: Eukaryota; Viridiplantae; Streptophyta; Magnoliopsida; Fabales; Fabaceae
Product: EEF1A lysine methyltransferase 4
Exons: 7
Coding region: 61-807 (248 amino acids)
Source: RefSeq, a predicted model, not a curated record
GAGAACAACGCGGAAACCGGAGAAGCUCGAUUGAACGCCUCCGUGGCCACGAGCGAGAGGAUGAAUGUGGCGCAGCCAGAGCCGUCAUCUGUUCUGGCGUACCUGGAUCCUCAUUACUGGGACGAGAGAUUCUCCAAGGAGGAGCAGUAUGAGUGGUUCAAGGAUUAUUCCCACUUUCGACACAUAAUUCAAGCCCACGUUACUUCUCAUUCCUCUGUCCUGGAGCUUGGAUGUGGAAAUUCACAAAUGUGUGAAGAGUUGUAUAAGGAUGGGGUAACCAACAUAACAUGCAUUGACCUAUCAUCUGUUGUAGUGGAGAAGAUGCAAAAACGGUUAUUUUCCCGGGGAUUCAAAGACAUAAAAGUGCUGCAAGCCGACAUGCUGGAGCUGCCAUUUGGUGAUGAAUGUUUUGAUGUAGUUAUUGAGAAAGGAACUAUGGAUGUAUUGUUCGUGGACAGCGGUGAUCCGUGGAAUCCGAAGCCUGAAACUAUAUCAAAUGUUAUGGCCAUGCUGAAAGGUGUUCACAGGGUAUUGAAACCAGAUGGCAUAUUUAUCUCGAUAACCUUUGGCCAGCCACAUUUUAGGCGUCCUAUAUUCAAUGCUCCAGAUUUUAGCUGGUCUGUUGAGUGGAUCACUUUUGGUGAAACUUUUCAUUAUUUUGUCUACGUGUUGAAGAAGGGACGGAGAUCAUUAUAUGAGGAUAUACCUGUCAAGAGGUUUGAAACGCCACCUCUUAAUCUACUUCAUGAAGAGUUAGAAGGUGAAGAUUACGUUUUCCGAAUCGAUGUUGAUCAAUUGAACUGUUGAACUGUGGGGUCAGAAUAUAUGUUAUCAAAUUCAAUCUUCCUGCUGCAGUUUUAUUUUAUUUUAUUUCUUUAAAUGAAGGAAUGACAUGUUUCCCACCUAGUGGGAUAACGCUGCAUAUUGUUGUUGAAGGAAUGAAAUUUUCCAAAAAAUUUCCAUAUUUAUUAGAAUUUAAACAGUUCUGGUGUGUUGAAAGUGAA